This is a messenger RNA of Gorilla gorilla gorilla (western lowland gorilla), 4522 nucleotides long. RefSeq names its product NFKB inhibitor alpha (gene NFKBIA). Gene Ontology annotation, biological process: cellular response to tumor necrosis factor; toll-like receptor 4 signaling pathway. The transcript has 6 exons. The coding region runs from base 3070 to 4023 and encodes 317 amino acids. The record is from RefSeq and is a predicted model, not a curated record. Gene Ontology annotation, molecular function: NF-kappaB binding. Lineage: Eukaryota; Metazoa; Chordata; Mammalia; Primates; Hominidae. Gene Ontology annotation, cellular component: cytosol.
GGGUCUCAGUCUGUUGCUCAAGCUGGAGUGCAGUUGUGCCAUCAUGGCUCACUACAAACUCCACCUCCCAGGCUCAAGCGAUUCUCCCACUUCUGCCUCUGGAGUAGCUAGGACUACAGGCACCUGCCACCACACUCUGCUAAUUAUAUUUUUUGGAGAGACAAGAGUUUAGCCUUGUUGCCCAGGCUGGUCUCCAACUCCUGGGUGGCAAGCAAUCCUCCUGCCUCAGCAACCCAAAGUGCUGAAAUUACAGCAGUGAGCCACAACUCCUGGCCCAUAAAGGUCUUUCUAAAUCAAAACCAGACCCUCUUGUUGUCUUCUGCCCAGUCUGCUCAUGGUUCUAAUUUCCAAGUGUAUAUUCUUUUUCACCCAUGUUGUAAUGUUUGUUGACUUAAACCAUACAGCGCUAUAGAUGAUGGGGAGAAAACCUGUUGGAUCACAUUAUUCAAAACUGUUUCCCACAGUUGCAGGAAAACAAUAGGUACCUCCUUGGGAAUCUCCACUGUAGGGACAAGUCAUCAAGGCUCAGCACCUCCCAAUUUUUGCAAAAGGCACUAUGACAAAUCAAGGAACGCCUGUGCCUUACUCUUACCACUAGGUGUCACACAAAACAAUCAGGAAUAAACACCAAGAUCCUGAAGGCUACCAGAAAUAUGAAACCAUAGAAGGUGGUGCAAAAAAACCUUAUUCCUCAGAUAUUUUUAUUUUUUAUAACCAUUUUUAUACCUGAAGCCAAAUAUCUUCUUCUGAUGUAUCCUCUAUAAUUGGGACAUUUAGAGCUUGAUGUUUCUGUACUUGUUUAAAAGAAGUGACUAUCCCCAGAUGGGGGUCGGGGGACACCCACCCUUUAUUUUCCCUAACAGUUGGAGUAGAAAAUAGUUUUGAGUAUAUUCCAAAUUAUAGUGUAGUCAGUCUGAUUUUCACAGCGUGUUUUCAAAAGUGUUAAUACUAAGACUGCUUUGGCCAAAUGAUUAAUAUACUGCCAAGGGGUUCCUGGGUAAAUUCUAUGCAUUUCAGUUUCUUUUUAGGGAAGUAGGAACAAUAUCUAUCUUACAAGAUUAGUUCUGAGAACAAUGUGGUACAUAAGGCGCUGGAAUUCUUUCAAAAAUUUAUACCCUGACAUUUCCAAGAGCCAUGGUCACCCUUACAAAGGACAGUUAGGCAUGCAUUUGUAGACAAGUAAUAUGACUUUUAAGCCAGAAAAGACCUUAAGUAACAUUCAAUCUAAUCUUAUUAUAAAAGUUAAGUAUACCACAAAAAAGUUAACUGACCUCUCCAACUAAUGUGCAGUCAAGUAAAGACAGAACCUGGAAUUGAGAUGUCCCAUUGCAGUCACUGUUUCACCUUGCCUCAAUCAUUGUAGAUUUGCAUAUCAUACACCUGCAGAGACAAUGGUGUCUAUCCCUGGGAAGUUUUCAUUGUAACAUGUGAUCAUUAUUACCCUGGAGGGUCUAUCUGAUUUUAAUUUUUUUCCCUUCAUACUUGGUCUCUCUCUAUAGAGUCAGAUUUCUUACAUUCUAAUAUUAGGGGAGGGGUGGAGAUAUGAAGAGAGGGGAAGGGUUGGUUAGUACAAGGCCAGUCAAGGUAAAGAUGAUUGCAAUAAUCACCAGAAAUCUCUGCAGAACUACAGAGGCCUCCUGGGACUAAUUCUGAAGAGCUCUGACCGAAGUUUGCUUUAUUUUGCCUGUACCAAUUCUACCAAGUAGAUGAAUUCAGUCCAUGGCUUGCAGGCUUGGAGGUGGAGGUGGAGUGGAGAGCAUAAAUUAUAUUUCUGCAGGUGAAACCAGAGCAUAGUGAGCCGAAACCCCUUUCUACCCGGGUGGUGUGAAUGGGUCCAACUGCUACUGUCCCCCAGGACAAGAGAGCAAGGAGGGGCGGGCAGGGUGGGACUGCCUUGAGCCUCCCGCAGGAUGCCUGGCAACUACUUUCUUAGUGGUCCUUAAGGUCCAAUCGCGGUUAAGGCACUAACUAAACUCAUUCUUCAGCUUCCUUCUCUAAGUUCUCCUCGAAUUUGGGUGCCCAGAAGUAGGCUCACGAUCCUUUUUCUGCGGCAGCACAAUGUAGGUCAGACAGCAUAAACGAAUAGCUACUUAUGAACACAAUAGCUAUUCUGCUAUUGCAAGGUAUCCACAACCACCAUUACAAACAAUAACACCUUGCUUUACUUGGGAAACAAAAAAAAUCAUGGUCCUAUUCAGCAGUUUCCCCAUACAGGGAGCGUUUGCCCCUCCCCCAGUCAACAGGGCUGUUCAUCCCUAGGAAGUGAUUUGAGAGUUCUCCAAGGAUUUAGGCUUUUCACUCCUCCAAAGCUUUCACAACUUCUACCUGGCGGGGGUGCGUGGGGGGGUGGGGGGAGGGGGCGAAGCUAAAAGUUCCUUUGCUGCAAAGAGCCUGGUAUAGGCAGAAACACCGGCGCGCCCUGCAGCCUCCUAACCACAGUGCGUCCUUCCCCUUAGAAGUCUGGGGAAAGCAAAUCCCUACGCCCAGCCAUCAUUUCCACUCUUGCGUUUUCAAAAGAUCAAAAAACGGAAAGGACCGGCAGGUUGGCAAACCCCAAAGAGGGACCGCCCAUCAGGUCGGCGUCCUUGGGAUCUCAGCAGCCGACGACCCCAAUUCAAAUCGAUCGUGGGAAACCCCAGGGAAAGAAGGUUCACUUGCAGAGGGACAGGAUUACAGGGUGCAGGCUGCAGGGAAGUACCGGGGGAAGGGGGCCUGGUCGGAAGGACUUUCCAGCCACUCGACGCUCAUCAAAAAGUUCCCUGUCCGUGACCCCAGUGGCUCAUCGCAGGGAGUUUCUCCGAUGAACCCCAGCUCAGGGUUUAGGCUUCUUUUUCCCCCUAGCAGAGGACGAAGCCAGUUCUCUUUUUCUGGUCUGACUGGCUUGGAAAUUCCCCGAGCCUGACCCCGCCCCAGAGAAAUCCCCAGCCAGCGUUUAUAGGGCGCCGCGGCGGCGCUGCAGAGCCCACACCAGUCCGUGCCGCCGUCCCGCCCGCCAGCGCCCCAGCGAGGAAGCAGCGCGCAGCCCGCGGCCCAGCGCACCCGCAGCAGCGCCCGCAGCUCGUCCGCGCCAUGUUCCAGGCGGCCGAGCGCCCCCAGGAGUGGGCCAUGGAGGGCCCCCGCGACGGGCUGAAGAAGGAGCGGCUACUGGACGACCGCCACGACAGCGGCCUGGACUCCAUGAAAGACGAGGAGUACGAGCAGAUGGUCAAGGAGCUGCAGGAGAUCCGCCUCGAGCCGCAGGAAGUGCCGCGCGGCGCGGAGCCCUGGAAGCAGCAGCUCACCGAGGACGGGGACUCGUUCCUGCACUUGGCCAUCAUCCAUGAAGAAAAGGCACUGACCAUGGAAGUGAUCCGCCAGGUGAAGGGAGACCUGGCCUUCCUCAACUUCCAGAACAACCUGCAGCAGACUCCACUCCACUUGGCUGUGAUCACCAACCAGCCAGAAAUUGCUGAGGCACUUCUGGGAGCUGGCUGUGAUCCUGAGCUCCGAGACUUUCGAGGAAAUACCCCCCUACACCUUGCCUGUGAGCAGGGCUGCCUGGCCAGCGUGGGAGUCCUGACUCAGUCCUGCACCACCCCGCACCUCCACUCCAUCCUGAAGGCUACCAACUACAAUGGCCACACGUGUCUACACUUAGCCUCUAUCCAUGGCUACCUGGGCAUCGUGGAGCUUUUGGUGUCCUUGGGUGCUGAUGUCAAUGCUCAGGAGCCCUGUAAUGGCCGGACUGCCCUUCACCUCGCAGUGGACCUGCAGAAUCCUGACCUGGUGUCGCUCCUGUUGAAGUGUGGGGCUGAUGUCAACAGAGUUACCUACCAGGGCUAUUCUCCCUACCAGCUCACCUGGGGCCGCCCAAGCACCCGGAUACAGCAGCAGCUGGGCCAGCUGACACUAGAAAACCUUCAGAUGCUGCCAGAGAGUGAGGAUGAGGAGAGCUAUGAUACAGAGUCAGAGUUCACGGAGUUCACAGAGGACGAGCUGCCCUAUGAUGACUGUGUGUUUGGAGGCCAGCGUCUGACGUUAUGAGCGCAAAGGGGCUGAAAGAACAUGGACUUGUAUAUUUGUACAAAAAAAAGUUUUAUUUUUCUAAAAAAAGAAAAAAGAAGAAAAAAUUUAAAGGGUGUACUUACAUCCACACUGCACACUGCCUGGCCCAAAACGUUUUAUUGUGGUAGGAUCAGCCCUCAUUUUGUUGCUUUUGUGAACUUUUUGUAGGGGACGAGAAAGAUCAUUGAAAUUCCAAGAAAACUUCUUUUAAACCUCACCUUUGUGGGGUUUUUGGAGAAGGUUAUCAAAAAUUUCAUGGAAGGACCACAUUUUAUAUUUAUUGUGCUUCGAGUGACUGACCCCAGUGGUAUCCUGUGACAUGUAACAGCCAGGAGUGUUAAGCGUUUAGUGAUGUGGGGUGAAAAGUUACUACCUGUCAAGGUUUGUGUUACCCUCCUGUAAAUGGUGUACAUAAUGUAUUGUUGGUAAUUAUUUUGGUACUUUUAUGAUGUAUAUUUAUUAAACAGAUUUUUACAAA